UCGUGGCGGCGGCGGCGGCGGAGGCGGCGGCAGCGGGGGCAGCAGCGACGGCGGCGGCGGCGGGGGCCGCAGGAGCGGUGGUGCUGUCAGUUAGGCCGUCGGAGAAAUGGGAGACCCGGGGUCGGAGAUUAUAGAGUCUGUCCCUCCAGCCGGGCCUGAGGCAUCUGAGGCAACAACGGAUGAAAACGAAGAUGACAUUCAGUUUGUCAGUGAAGGACCAUUAAGACCUGUUCUUGAAUACAUUGAUCUGGUCAGCAGUGAUGAUGAAGAACCUAGCACCUCUCAUAGUGAUGAUAAUGUUAAGCAUAAAGACUAUAUUGACCAUCAGAAGGAUAAAGUUGCUUUAACUCUGGCUCGUCUAGCCCGCCAUGUUGAAGUGGAGAAACAGCAGAAGGAAGAGAAGAAUAGAGCAUUCAGGGAAAAAAUCGAUUUUCAGCAUGCUCACGGGUUACAAGAAUUGGAAUUUAUUCGAGGACAUUCUGAUACAGAAGCAGCAAGACUGUGUGUGGACCAGUGGCUAAAAAUGCCAGGACUCAAAACAGGAACAAUUAAUUCUGGAACAAAAAGUUCAUUCCGAAGAGGAGGCCAAAUGCGGGUGUCUGGAAAACCAAUAUUAUGUCCCAUAAUGCACUGUAACAAGGAAUUUGAUAAUGGGCACCUUCUCUUAGGACAUUUAAAAAGGUUUGAUCACUCUCCAUGUGAUCCAACAAUUACACUACAUGGACCAUUCAUCAAUUCCUUUGCUUGUGUAGUAUGUUACAAAAAUUUUGUUACUCAACAGCAAUAUAGGGAUCACCUUUUUGCUAAGGAAGCUGCAGAUGAUGAACAUAAAAACAACCUUCUUCCUCAGAUUAUUCAGUGUUUUGCGUGUCCAAAUUGCUUCCUUCUUUUUAACAACAAGGAUGAGUGUUUGAAGCAUAUGUCUGGAAAGAAUCAUUUUCGUCAGAAUUUUAAACUGGGUGAUGACCAGGGGAUAGCACAUCCAAUAUCAUUUCCGUCUUUUGCAAAGAAACUUCUGAUCUCUCUGUGCAAAGAUGUCCCAUUUCAAGUUAAGUGUGUGGCCUGCCACCAGACACUACGUUCCCACAUGGAGCUCACUGCCCAUUUCAGAGUUCGUUGUCGAAAUGCUGGUCCUGUAGCUGUAGCUGAGAAGAGCAUUGCCCAAGUUGCAGAAAAAUUCGUAGUAAGAGGUUAUUGUCCAAAUUGCAAGCAAGUCUUUAUGGAUGAAACCAGUACCCGAAAUCACAAGCAGAAUUCAGGGCACAAAGUCCGAGUCAUUACCUCAAUGGAAGAAUCAGUCUUACUUUAUUGCCACAGCAGUGAAGGGAACAAACCUCCUUCUGACUUGCAUCUAUUACUAGAUCAAUCAAAAUUUUCAUCACUUAAAAGAACUAUGUCUGUUCAAGAAUCUAGCUCACAAGAUUGCACCACUGUUCCAAAAAAGAAGAUGAAUUUAGAAGGUAGAAACCAUGAAGGUAUAGUUUGUGUUCAGAAAGAAAAGUCAGUUGUAAAAACUUGGUUUUGUGAAUGUCAUCAACGAUUCCCAAGUGAAGACGCAGUGGAAAAGCAUGUUUUCUCAGCAAACACAAUGUGUUAUAAGUGUGUGGUCUGUGGAAAGGUGUGUGAAGAUUCAGGGGUCAUCCGUUUACACAUGAGCCGAAUUCAUGGAGGAGCACAUUUAAAUAACUUUCUUUUCUGGUGUCGGACAUGCAAAAAGGAGUUAACGAGAAAAGAGACUAUCAUGGCACACGUGACUGAAUUUCAUAAUGGACACAGAUAUUUUUAUGAGACAGAUGAGGUAGAAGGUGAAACUUUGCCAUCAUCUUCUACAACACUGGUGAGUAAUGUGACUGCUGAGACUCCUUCUUCAACUAUUACUAUUAUUGAUCAUUCUCCAGCAAACAGUCCUCCAAGGGGUAAAUGGCAAUGCCGAAUUUGUGAAGAUAUGUUUGAUUCCCAAGAAUGUGUAAAACAGCAUUGCAUGUCUUUAGCAAGUCACCAGUUUCAUAGAUACAGCUGUGCCCAUUGCAAAAAGACUUUUCACAAGGUAGAAACACUAUACCGCCAUUGCCAAGAUGAGCAUAACAAUGAAAUAAAGGUUAAGUACUUCUGUGGGCUUUGUGAUCUUAUCUUUAAUGUGGAAGAAGCAUUUUUAAGUCAUUAUAAGGAGCACCACAGCAUAGAUUAUGUGUUUGUGCCUGAAAAAACUGAAACUUCAAUUAAAACUGAGAAUGAUUUUCCAGUAAUAGAGACUAGUAACUUGUUAACCUGUGGUUGCCGUGAGAGUUACAUCUGUAAAGUCAACAGAAAGGAAGAUUAUAGUAGAUGUCUCCACACCAUGUUGGAUAAAGGUAAACUGUGGUUUCGCUGCAGCUUGUGUUCAGCAACAGCACAGAGCGUAACUGACAUUAACACUCAUAUCCAUCAAGUGCACAGAGAAGAAAACAGUGAGGAGGAAGAGGAGCAACAGUAUGUGAUCAAGUGUGGCACCUGCACUAAAGCAUUUCAUGAUCCUGAGAGUGCUCAGCAGCACUUCCAUAGAAAACAUUGCUUUUUACGGAAACCCAGUGUGGCUCAUUUUGGAUCUGAGAAAACAAGCCUAUACAAGUUUGCUGCCAGUGCCUCACGUACAGAGAGAAAACUGAAACAGACAGUAAGCCAUCCAAAAAAUUCAGACACGGAGAAAGGAGCUGAGAAUGACCUAAGCUGUCAGAAUAUAGAUGAAGAAGUUGUUGAGCUUCCAGAUUUGGAUUAUCUGCGAACCAUGACUCAUAUAGUCUUUGUAGACUUUGAUAACUGGUCAAACUUUUUUGGUCAUCUGCCAGGGCAUCUUAACCAAGGAACAUUUAUUUGGGGUUUUCAAGGAGGAAACACCAAUUGGAAGCCUCCACUCAACUGUAAGAUCUAUAAUUACCUGAAUAGGAUUGGAUGCUUCUUCCUUCAUCCUCGUUGUAGUAAAAGGAAAGAUGCUGCUGAUUUUGCCAUAUGUAUGCAUGCUGGCCGUCUAGAUGAACAACUACCCAAGCAAAUUCCUUUCACCAUCCUCUCAGGAGAUCAAGGUUUUCUGGAGCUAGAGAAUCAAUUUAAGAAGACUCAGAGGCCAGCACAUAUACUAAACCCUCACCAUUUAGAGGGAGAUAUGAUGUGUGCCUUGUUAAAUAGCAUAUCUGAUACCACCAAAGAAUGUGACAGUGAUGAUAACCUGGGUAUAAAAAAUACUUCAACAGAAGAAGAAUUGAGAUCCACAGAAGAUGUGGAAUUAGAAGAAGCUAUUAGAAGAAGUCUUGAGGAAAUGUAAUUGUAAAGAUAUUACCACACAACAUCAAGUGGCCUUGAAGAGACUCAGGAUAAUGAAUUCUUGAGUUUGUUUUCUAAAGGAGACCAGAAAUCUGUUAGUACAAAUGUAUUUGGAAACAUGCUUUUUUUGCUUUUGCAUCUGAUAUUUGCUUUGUAUUUUUGUGCUAUUUUGCAAAAAUGUACAGAGGAAUAGAAUACAUGUUCAUGCAGAUAUAAUCAUGUAUUCUAAUAUAGUUAUCACAGUUUCCCAGUUAACUUUGAAUUUAUAUAUUUAGGUUAAAAAAACUAAAAAAUAGAGAAGCUCUUGACUAUUGUUUAUAUGUUUCCCAAAUAGCAUUAGUUGUUUAAUUUUAUUUGUACUGUACAGAUGAUUCUAGUUUAUUUUUUUAGGAGUGAAAAUGAAUAUAAAUAAAGCAGUCAUAGCUCAGUUUUUCUGUAAAUUCUAUUUCUUAUGUGGCACUAAUAUAGAAUACCUUUGAGAUCUUUGUUUAUGAUUAUUAGAAGAGAGUAAUGGAAACUGAUCAUGGAAACAGAUUAAAAACUUUUACCAGCAAUGUUCUUUGUGGGUUUCACUCAGAUGUAUAGUCCUGCUUUAUUGGAGCAGCACAUUGCUGGAAUUAAAAAAAACAAAGGAAAAAAAACCCCUAAUUUCUUUGAAAUUAUUAAAAAGAAACCUUUUCCAUUCCUUUUACCUGCUUAGGCUUUCGUGUGACUUGUAUUAUCUAAUGUUUAAAGGGAAUGAUGUCAAAAUGUUUGCAUAGAAUUAAAUGUAUUUUUAAUAAGUCUUUUUUUAUAUAUAUUUGUGUAAACAUAAUAUUCUUCCAAAAAAUAAUGUUGAUGGUUUACUCAGGAGUAACCUUUAAAAUUUUUAUUUCAUUGGAAGUGUCUUCAUUUUAAUUAUUCAUUAAAUAAAUUGUCAGUUUCCUACAUUUGGUAUUACACAUUUAAUUUUUAAAUGGUCAGGCUCCAUUGUGAAUAAUAAAAAACAUUACAUAAUUAGAAGACUAAGAAGGGCUUGUCAUACUAUCUUUGUGCGUGUGCUUCAUGACCAGAAAUGUCUUCCCUAAAGAUUUUAAGUAGUAAUUACAUACCAAACUUAAAAUUUUCUAUAAAUAUAUAUUUGUCUUUAAAACAAAAAAAUCAUGGCUAGAAUUUUCUUCUUUCUCUGCAACUUGAUAUUUUAGUGUAAAAUGGCAUUACUGGUUUUUUUUUAUUACUAUAAUCUUUCCAGUCCACAUUGGAAACAAAUAUGUGUUUUUAUUUCUUACGAUGUCAGUUCUGUCCUACCUGCUUGCAUUUUUUUUUUAAGUAGACAGACAUGUAGGUUGAGAAUUUGCCAUUUUUUUCAA
This is a messenger RNA of Neomonachus schauinslandi (Hawaiian monk seal), 4646 nucleotides long. It is a transcript of the gene ZNF451, whose product is annotated as zinc finger protein 451. The coding region runs from base 107 to 3298 and encodes 1063 amino acids. Lineage: Eukaryota; Metazoa; Chordata; Mammalia; Carnivora; Phocidae. Gene Ontology annotation, cellular component: nucleus. Gene Ontology annotation, molecular function: DNA-binding transcription factor activity, RNA polymerase II-specific; sequence-specific DNA binding. The transcript has 15 exons. The record is from RefSeq and is a predicted model, not a curated record. Gene Ontology annotation, biological process: regulation of transcription by RNA polymerase II.